Molecule: messenger RNA, 4671 nt
Organism: Xiphias gladius (swordfish)
Lineage: Eukaryota; Metazoa; Chordata; Actinopteri; Istiophoriformes; Xiphiidae
Product: high-affinity choline transporter 1-like
Exons: 8
Coding region: 472-2142 (556 amino acids)
Biological process (GO): acetylcholine biosynthetic process; transmembrane transport; choline transport
Cellular component (GO): plasma membrane
Molecular function (GO): choline:sodium symporter activity
Source: RefSeq, a predicted model, not a curated record
AAUUGCAAUCACGGAGAAUAAAACUGCAACGGCCCCGAUCCCCGUGAACCCCGCUCGAACCCCUGACGGAAACCGCCGCGGGCCACAUGUCACUGUGCCUGGGCGGCCGCCGCCGCCGCGAACGCUAGGCACAGAGUGUCAAUGCACGGAAACAUCAAGCCGCAUAGCCCCCAGGUCCCCCCUUUCUUUCUGUCUUAGUCCCAGUCGGAUUAGCGCAGGCCCCCGGCCACUAAUUCCCGGCUCAAACGGGGCCCAGUGCGGUCCGGAGGUCCGGCACAGUGCGCCGGGCUACCCUGGCGUAUGGAUGUGUGUUUCACCUUGACGGCUUAUGUGCAGUUCCGGGCGCCUCCGCUGCGCUUCGGAGCAUUUCUGCCCUGACUGUGCUCAUGCAGCAGCACGUAGGGAUGUGCUGUAUCAUCCAGGCAGCACGGCAGACGCUCGGUCCCUCAGUAGGAAUCCUGCAGCGCCAUCAUGGCUCUCAACAUCCCCGGGGUGAGCGUAAUGAUGUUCUUCUACCUGCUGGUCCUGGGGAUCGGCAUCUGGGCUUCCAUCAAGUCCAAAAGGGAGGCCAGGAAGGGCCAGGGGGAUAAGACGGAGAUGGCUCUGCUGGGCAACCGGGGCAUCAACCUGGUGGUCGGCAUCUUCACCAUGACAGCUACAUGGGUCGGAGGCGGCUUCAUUGUGGGCACAGCGGAGGCAGUCUACAACCCCUCCAUGGGACUGAUCUGGGCCGUCAUGCCAAUCGCCGCGACCCUGUGCUUCGUCAUUGGUGGCCUGUUCUUCGCCGAGCCGAUGAGAAACAAUAAAUACGUGACCAUGAUGGAUCCCUUCCAAAUCAAAUAUGGAAAAGUACCGACGGCUGCUCUAUCGCUGGCUUCACUCAUAUCGGAGAUUAUGUGGGUGACAGGAACACUCAUAGGAUUAGGCGUGACCAUGAGCGUGAUCCUGGAUUUGUCCUACACCGUGAGCAUCUGGAUCUCUGCCGCUGUGGCCAUCACCUACACACUGCUGGGAGGUCUCUACUCCGUGGCCUACACAGACAUUAUACAGCUCAUUCUCAUUUUCAUUAGCUUGUGGCUGUGUGUCCCUUUCGCCCUGAUGAGCCCGGCCGUGGUGGACAUCACGGAGACGGCCUACAACUACACCUUCCAGUCCCCGUGGGUCGGUACUCUGGAGGCAGACAGGGUCUGGAGGUGGAUCGAUAACUUUCUGCUGCUGGGUUUGGGAAACUUGGGUCUUCAGAACUUCCACCAGAGGACGCUGUCCGCCGCCUCCUCGGCUACGGCCAAGAUCACCUGCUUCACCGCCGCGUUCAUCGUUCCCACCUUGGGCAUCCCACCCAUACUCCUCGGUGCAGUGGCUGCAUCAACAAACUGGAAUUUGACCUCGUAUGGAUCUCCGUCCCCGGUUGAACGCGGGGAGACGGGACUCAUCCUGCCCAUCGUCCUGCAGUACCUCACCCCGACCUACAUCUCCAUCAUCGGUAUCGGGGCGGUGGCUGCCGCUGUGAUGUCCUCCACUGACUCCGCUUUGCUGUCUGCAGCCUCUAUCUUCACCUCCAACAUUUAUAGGAACAUCCUGAGGACGCAGGCAUCGGAGCAGGAGAUCCAGUGGGUGAUCCGGGUCUCGGUGGUGGUGGUGGGCCUGGCCGGCACAUCCCUCACCUUCCUGGACAACAGCGUCCUGAUGAUCUGGAUGCUCCGCUCCGACCUCACCUACACCCUCAUGCUGCCGCAGCUCGUCUGCGUCCUCUUCUUCAGAGUCUCUAACGGUUACGGGGCCGUUCUGGGCUGUGCGGUGGGCGUGCUGCUGCGGGUACUGUGCGGGGAGCCGCUGCUCGGGAUACCGCCUGUCAUCAAAUUCCCAGGUUGCACUCUGGUAAAUGGCGUCUAUGUCCAGCAGUCCCCGAUCAGAACCAUUUGCAUGCUGUCUGCUCUGGUGGCCAUCUUGUUGUUCUCCUACCUGGCGUCCCUGCUCUUUAUCAGAGGCCUGAUUCCUGAGAAGUGGGAUAUUUUUAAUGUAAAAGCUCAGUACUCAACACAAACACAAGGUGGUGCCAAAUUGGACAUCAAGGAGCAGAACUUCAAAGAACAAAAUGAGAACAAUGAGGUGUGUGAGCCCAUGUUAGAAUCAACAUGUUAAGUAAGAAAUCUUAUGUGAAAUACAUUUUUCAUCUGUUUGGACAGAUGGUCCAAAGAAUAAAUGUACGUAAUGUGUAAUGAUAGUACGGUAUAUUUUAAUUUUGUAUACUUUUAUAUGCAGCAUAAAUGGAAAAAAAAGAAAACCUCACACCUAUGCUCUUUGUUAUAAGAGCUAAGCAUGUUCUCUGCAAUUUUAUGCAGCAGUGAUACUUUCCAGCAUUGAUGGAUUACAGUAUAAGAUAAUGGACCUCCUGGGCACAGACACGUAAGAGGCCCCCCCGCACUGAGCCUGGCCACAAAGGCGACGCUCAUAGUUGUUUCACGUCUUUUGAGAGACAUGGAUUGGGAUCGUGAGCUAAAGUAUAGGAAUGAGAGGUCUCUACUUUUGACUGAGCUCUUUGAAUUUCCAAAGACAAAUAUUAAUAACUGCCACCUAAUUCAGAGACUCUGGCUUAGGAGCCCCUGUGCCUGUGCCUGGUUGGCUUAUAAAAUAAUCCAACCAUGCUUUAAAAGUAAUUUUAUAUUUGACUGCAAAACCAUUCCUCUUUUGAUCGACGUCCUGAUUUCAUUGCGGCUUCAGCAUUUAAAAACAGUGGCUGUAAACGGCAAAAUAUUGUUAAUAUAGUUAAUUUAAAAUAAACCUCCUGUCUUUGCCACGAUCAUUGUUUUCUUCACACGUGCACAUUACGGUUUUAUUGUCUCCAGGAUUCUUGUUAGGCUGUGUUUGCGUCAAGUGGUCUCUUGCCCUUGAAAUACAACACCCGAAACGUGUUACGUCUUUUGAAACCCCUUUUGAUGUUUUAAACACUAGGUGGCAGAGAUCGAUUUAAGACGCUUUCUCGCUUUAACACUCGUUAUUAAUGUGCUAUGUAAAACAUCACCGACCAAAUGUCAUAAAUAUAACUGGAAGUUCUGGUAUUUUACAACCCUGAACAGCAUUUCGGGACCCAGGAACACAAUCGGGAUCAAUAUCGAGAACGAUGUUGAUUAGGCCGAGUAGCACUGAAGAGCCCCCCACUGCUCUCCUUAAUGUCAAUUCAACAGGAAUCGUGUGGAACACGGGGACUUACAGGGGACUACUUCCUGUAAGAGGCUCGUGCUCCUAUCGCCGAUCGACGUCAUUCUUACUGCACUCGGCCUCUCCCCAAAUCGCUGCGCCGGCGAUAAUGAGUAAAAUAUUGAUGGCAGAUAAAAAUAUGAGGACAAGACCUUGGUUAGCAAAUACCAGAAUUUCCCUUUAAGCACCUGGACGACAUUUUAGGUGUGCUGAUGCUGCUAUUAAGAUAGAGAAGACCUUGUUUCCAAAAUAAGGUAUCCAUUUAAAAAAAAAAGAAAAAAAAGCUAUGCUCCCUUCUCUAUUGACUGCUGGCAUAACUAAGCACUUAAUGGGUUGAUGUUGAAUUCUUAACAGAGUCAUUUAACAGUCAUUUAUGUUAUAAGAAUAUCAAAAUGUGCAUGGAUAUGUAGCUAAUCUCAGAUAUAAUAAGUGUUAGAAUUAAAUCCUUAAUUUGCUUAAGUUCCACAGGACUUGACCUGACUUCAUGUGUCCUAUGAGCUUGUGAUGACACACAAAAAUAACCACCCUCUGUUUUAUAAUUUAACAUCGGACUGUGUGGCAUGUCGGCUAGCGACAGAUGUCUGGACUAUCCCUCCCUCCCUCCUUCCUCCCUGAUGUCUGCGUCAAUCUAAGUCAGCAUAUCAGUGUGGUAUUAUAUGAGGUGACAUCUCGCCCCUGACUUGUCCGCGUGCCAACAGCCCUGGUGGAACAAUCAUCCCACAGGACACAGUAACACAGACUGAGAUAAAGGUCUUCUAUAAUAAGACUGCACAAAAGGACGCUAUUCCGGCUGCUUCCUGUGUCCUUCGUCUCAUAGCUGAUGCUUAAGUUGGUAACGAGGUUCACGACGCAAAAUCUAAGUAUGCCGUGACAGGUUAGUGAAGGCGUCGUAUUAAUAUUGGAGUAAUAGAUCAAUUUGCUGAUAUUUGAGUUGCACACCUCCAAGGUGACGGGUUAUGUGACCUUGAACUUAAUUUUUUUUUGUUUCUUUGCAUGUUAAAUUAAUUCAUGUUUUUGAAAAUUGAUUUUGGUGAAUGCCUUAUAUGUAUCUCAUUUUCAUGAUGGUUGAAAUACUUUCAUUUCAGGGGAUUUUAUACCCCGACAAGAAGCCCUGUCAAUGUUUUGGCACAACAGUGAUCAAAUAGAAACACAUUAGUGUCAGACAGAGAUAGAGAGAGCGACUAUCUGAGUACUUUCCUAUUAGAGCUUUGAGUCGAUGUAGAAAACAUAAUAGUUUACAUCCAUUAACAUUUCUUAAGUUUUAAGACAGAAGAAACAGUGACAUUACAGCUACUAAAUGCACAAGUGCUGUGGCUACUGUUGUGUCUGCAUUAGGUGCACUGACAAAGAAAGUUUUGUGCAUGAUGAUACACAAAAUUUUCUUUUCAAACAGGUGUAAAAUCUGUAAAAGUUCCUGCAUUUGCUCUCUGAAAGUGAUGUUAAUAAAGACAAGUGCGCAGAAUUUCACUUAUA